Molecule: messenger RNA, 724 nt
Organism: Ipomoea nil (Japanese morning glory)
Lineage: Eukaryota; Viridiplantae; Streptophyta; Magnoliopsida; Solanales; Convolvulaceae
Product: histone H3.2
Exons: 1
Coding region: 76-486 (136 amino acids)
Cellular component (GO): nucleosome
Molecular function (GO): protein heterodimerization activity; structural constituent of chromatin; DNA binding
Source: RefSeq, a predicted model, not a curated record
CAUCAACAUCCCAAGUUUCUCAACCAUCUCUCAGCCCAAAAUAUCAAAUCUCCAAAACCCUAAUCAAUCGCAGCAAUGGCACGAACCAAGCAGACAGCUCGCAAAUCUACCGGCGGCAAGGCCCCGAGAAAGCAGCUGGCCACCAAGGCCGCUAGGAAAUCGGCCCCUGCCACCGGAGGAGUGAAGAAGCCCCACCGUUUCCGCCCGGGAACUGUCGCUCUUCGAGAGAUCCGCAAGUACCAGAAGAGCACUGAGCUGUUGAUCCGGAAGUUGCCGUUCCAGAGGUUGGUGAGGGAGAUUGCUCAGGAUUUCAAGACUGAUCUUCGCUUCCAAAGCAGCGCCGUUGCAGCUUUGCAGGAGGCUGCGGAGGCGUACCUCGUUGGGCUGUUUGAAGAUACAAAUCUGUGUGCGAUUCACGCCAAGAGGGUUACGAUUAUGCCCAAGGACAUUCAGCUUGCAAGAAGGAUUAGAGGUGAAAGGGCUUAAUUUUAUCGCCAGUAUGCAAAUUUAUAGAUCGGAGGAUUCAUCUGUAGUAUUACUUCUUCCAUGGUGGUUGCCCCUUGUUUAGACAUUUCUUAGAUUUCGAUUAGUAGACACUUGUUUCGGUUUCAAGAAAUCAAUGGAGUGUUAGAUGCGCAAAUAGAAUUUGGUUUUGUUGCAGUAUCAAUGUUUCUUUGUUUGCUUGAUGAACCUCAAAUCAAAUAUAUUACUGCAUAUUUUGUUA